Molecule: messenger RNA, 921 nt
Organism: Psylliodes chrysocephalus
Lineage: Eukaryota; Metazoa; Arthropoda; Insecta; Coleoptera; Chrysomelidae
Source: the annotation of a GenBank genome assembly
UGUCCUCAUUUCCUCUACACUUCAUAAAAACUUUGAAGUCAUCCUUAAUAUUUUACACUAUCGAUAUGUCAAAAUUAAAGUAUAUUAACAUCAAUCAAAAAUCCUCAAACUAGCACUGGUAAAAGCGACAACAAAAUUUUGAAAUGGAAAUUAUAUGAAUAUUUAUAAUGGUUUCUGAUAUGCCGGAACUGCCGUUCUUUCCCAAAUACGAAGUUGAAUAUUUUUACGAUAAUAGUCUGUGCAUUGUUUGGUUUGAGUCGAAUUUUUCGCAAGCAUACUACAAUGUCCAUAAAACCAAUAGAGGAAGCAAUGCUUGUACUUUAAUUGCAGUUCUUAUGGCCGCAAAGUGUCAUAAAUUUAAUCUUCUUGUACAUUACCCCUUUCACUGUUUGAACAUGAGCAUGAUUCAAUUAUUUGCAAUUAGCAUGUUAGAAGGGAACAAAAUUCAUGAAUCUUUGAAACUGAAAAACCAGUUAAAACAUAUAAAUCUUAAUGUACCAGAAGCGAUCAACUUUGGUGGAUCCGAUAUGGAUGGCAUCGUCGAAUGGAAAAGCGAAGUGUUUAUGCAGCCACUAGUGACAUCUCUAUAUGAAAAUAUAAAAACCAACUGGAGGCUCUGGCUCGGGUCUGAUAUCCAAAGAGAAAACUACACCCUUUACAUAAUACUAGUUGCCGAUUCUAGAACGGUGUUGUUUAUUUUGCAACUAAAAACAGAGUCGGUUGCCCUGAUUGAUUCUCAUCAGCACAGUGGUGAUAAAGGUGGAUGCAUGGCAAUUACGGAACUGGCGAAAAUGAAAUUUAUGUGCCACUGGUACAGCGACAUGCUGUAUAAAUUUUACCGUUCUACGCCGCAAAUUUACGAGCUGUCAUUUUUGUAUUUUUCAUCGCAUUUUAAAUAAAAUAAAAAUAUCUUAACGCAAU